Molecule: messenger RNA, 3896 nt
Organism: Sycon ciliatum
Lineage: Eukaryota; Metazoa; Porifera; Calcarea; Leucosolenida; Sycettidae
Exons: 2
Coding region: 420-1496 (358 amino acids)
Source: RefSeq, a predicted model, not a curated record
AGCAAAAUGUCUGGUAUAAGACUAUAGUCUAGUAUUGCUGCUCAAUGAAAUCCAGUCGUGUCACUCAAGUAUGCGCCGGGCAUUGCCAACACUGGGCUGCGAGAUGAUGCAAGGCGCAAACGUGAGUGACGCGACUAGAUUUCACCAUUGAGGAGCACUGUGGUUAAAGUCCUGUGAUGCCAAGCAACGAGCCUCAGUCUUGUCUGUAACACUGUGAUGCCAAGCAGCGAGCCUCAGUCUUGUCUACGAAUGUCCCGACAUGUGCUGGUUUUAAUGUACAUGUUCUUGUCUGUAACACUGUGAUGACAAACGGCUAGUCUCAGGCCUGGCUGUUUCCGUGUGCUGGUUUCGACUGUCUUGUCGGCAAUACCACCGUUUUACUUACGUCGUCUCGUGGCCGUGACGCACCAGUUGUUGUCAUGGAUACUGUGGGUUCACGUCACCGUGGUCAAAGCAGCACCACGCCACAGCGUCUGAUUCGCGGCAGUCAUGUGAUCGUUGACCCGGCAACCAUCUUGACUGACGAAGAAAUGCGCCGCGAGGAUAAGUACAGCGAGGAGACCAUGCUGGACUUAGUGACCAAUCGCGUGGCCAUGCUGGAAUUUCUAGCACGACGACGUCUUAUCGCAAACACCCUCGAGUGUCGUCGGUGUAUUGAGCGUGGUGAUGGCACGCGCAGGAUGAAAUUGCAACAUCGCCUAGCGGCACAAAGCGGCGCUCGUUGGCUGUGCACGAACUGUAGGGCGGUUCGAGCCGUCGGGACAACGUCCGCGUUCCAUAGCGGCGGGCUAUCAAUGGACAACGCCGCCGCCGCCGAGGAGGGUGGCUUUGAGGUGGUUGUUAGCGUCUUCUCCUGCGUCUUCUUCUUUGGGUCGAUGGGCACAAUGCUCCGACUGCGGCAGGCCGCUUGCAUAACCGACGCUCAAGUUCAGCGCUGCCUUGACUGGCUAAGCGAAUCGAGCAUUCGCGUCAUGAAGGAGAUUAUUGGUUUCAAUCUAGGAGCGUUUGGAAAGCCCGAUGAUGCAAGGACUGUGGCAAUAGAUGUCGUUCGCAUUCGUUCUGAGCCCGUCUUUGUUCUGGUGGAGACCGGCACAGGCCGAUGCAUAGCCGUUACGUUGCAAUCGUACGGGCAGCGGCGUUUUGACAGGCUGCUGGAACAUUGGUGUUCUCCACACGCGGUGGUCACGUUUCGUAGCUCUGUGUUCCAUCCGCACCUCUUGUUCGCCUCGGACAUGGCCUGCAUCGAUGUGGAGAGUGCGGAGGUUCGAUGCAGCACCUACCUUUACGAGGACCAUGACCGUGUUGUAGGGAAGGUACAUAAGCAAGCGGUCCUACACGAGUGGUUUGUACUCCGAUGCGGACUUGACGCUAGCGUUAGCUUGGAAGCAUGCCUGGCUAUGUUCACCGUGCGCAUGAACUGGCCAAUACUGUGUGGUGCUAAGACGUGGAGUGCACAUCUUGUAAUGCUACGUACCUUGUUAUGCAGAACACUGUAGAUAAUAAUUUGUACGCUCCAAAUGUUAUCCCUGGCCUAAGUGCCCGCACACAGCAUUACACAGGCUCUAUAUUGUUAUUCUAUUAGAGAAGGAACUGAAGUACAAGGAAAGAGAGCUCGCAUUCUCGGACGUCUAGUCCAGCACAGCAAGCAUGCAAAACAGCCCCGAGCCAGGCACGCAUGCAAAACAGCCCCGAGCCAGGGACGUCUAGUCCAGCACAGCACGCAUGCAAAACAGCCCCGAGCCAGGCACGCAUGCGCCUUAUUGCAUCUAUGUAUACAGCAGCAACGCAGCAUUUCACGGGGACUUCUAGAAGGCCAAACCGUCCACACUCGUCAGUACUCAUUACUCGGUCAUUAGUCUUGUCUUGUCUCCCCUGCAAGAUGCGUUGUCGGCGUGGCCAUUGCUCCAAGACCAGUGGCAGUGGUCGUAUGAGCCGCACAGACUGCAUCCACAACCUGUCCCCACUGUCCCCACUGUUGCCAUUUUACUCUACUGAGUUUAGUUAGCCCUCAAGUGAUGUUCUGAUGAUACGCUUUUGACCAGGGAGUCGUAAAAUACCGACUUUACGACUCCCUGCUUUUGACUUCCCUCCGCGUCUAGCCUAGGACAGCACACAUACAUGUGGGUAAUUGGAAAGGCUUCCUGUCUGAAGCCUUUCCAUACUGGUACUCGAUGUUCCAGUUUUGUGACACGAGAAUGGCACGAGAAUUAGUGUACCGCUGAGUGUACCGCUAUACACGUGGUCGACACGUAGUCGACACUUUGUUGAUACUUUUUUGACACGUGACCCCGUCAACGGUCUGCUUUGUGCCAAUGCCACUCGGUAAACGCCGAUGUCGCGUACGACAAAGACGACUAUCCCGUACGCGAAAUAGUUGAGAACUGCAUGACGUGGACCUGACGGCAAGGACAACUGCGAGGAGGCCCCUUUCAGUACCCCUGACGGGAAGGAGAACUGCAGAAGUCGAACGAGGAGGCCCCUUUUCCGUACCCCAUACUGCAAAGUGCCAUUGAUGGAUACCUUUUGCACCUGGAACGACCCCUUAAACGCUGUCGCGGCGACUAUCCCGUACGCGAAAUAGUUGAGAACUGCUGACGUGGACCUUUUGCACCUGGAAUGGCCCCGUAAACGCUGUCGUGUCGGCGGAGUGAAUGUGCAGGGUACUAGGGUGAAAAGAAUUGCUGCAAAGACGUCCCCUCGAGCUCCUCUACUAGGCUCUAGGCCUUUGCCUUUGGAGACAUCGUCGGCGAACUGAAUGCGCAGGGCGAAAAGAAUUGCUGCAAAGACGUCCGCUCUAGGCCUUUGGAGACAUCGUGGGAACUCCUUCCGGUACUAUACAAACUGCUGACGUGGCCGUGGCCGUGGACAUGUACAUGGAGAGUCAUGGUGGGACUUCAUGUACAUGGAUACAUGGUGGGAAUUCCUUCCGGCACCCUCGUACCGCAAAGCCAACGGUGGGGAAGGAGAAGUGCAGACGUGCAGGAAGACGAACGAGGAGGAACCAGGACGAGCGAGCAAUGGCAGGACUAGCUGGACCGUAAGUAAUAGCUGAAUUGUGCAUGACAACUUGACAUCCAUGCGGCACUCGCCACUUGCCACUGCAUAUUUCUUGUCCACUAACAAUGUCUCUCCUCUGCCCCCUGUGUGUCCACGGCCCUGUUUCUGAAUUGGCCCGAUGAAUCAAAUGUCUUCCGCAACUGGAACGGCCCCGUGAACGCUGUCGCGUCGGCGACUGAAUGCGCAGGAGGGAAAAUAUUGCUGCGAAGACGUCUCCUCUAGACGACGGUAUAUCAUCCCGUGACGACCACAUUGAAGUCUGAAUUUGAAGUGUGAAGAUGCUUCAGCAACCACAUCGUACUUUUCCAUUGCUUUCAUUGUGCUUCUACUGUGCAUGUGUGUAACUUGUGGGGUAAACAUGUGAUGACAUUGUAUGCUGGCGACACGGUCAGAUGUUCAUGCGUCUAACGUACACCUGCAUGUUAUGCAUUGAAAAGGGUUUGCCACUUGCGAUCCUGGGACGAGUAUCAGGUCCGCUUUGUCCUGUGUGGGCUGUAUCAGAUUGCUGUUCACUUCUCUAUCUGUUGGAUAUGUCACUUUCUGCAAGUUUCUGGUGUAUGAUGGCCACGCCCUUGCUUGUCACUUUGUAUGAUAUUACAUUCUGUAUUCGCUGCUUCCAUGGCAUGGUCUGCAAACUGCAAUCCUUGGGCAAAUGUCAUGUUUGCUAUGUUGUGCUUUGGCCGUCAGCUUGUCUACACGCUGUAGUUGAAUUAUUUUUGUUUCACAACUGACUUCCUCAAGUACGGUGGCCACUGCUUUGCAUGGCAUUAUACAUGAAGAAUUUCCUGUUUGUGUCGUGUGCAUGUGCGUAUGUGUGCGUGGCCACGUGUGUGUACCAU